CUCUGAAGCAGAAGGUGGCGGUAUUGCACUUAAAACCAACUGCCGUAAAAACUCAAGAAGAAGAAGACUGAUCAUGCGAACGUUUUCAGAAUGGGUACCCAAGUGAAAGAUGUCAUCAUUAAGCCUGACGCUCCCAGCACACUGCUGCUGGACAAACAUGCAGACUACAUCGCUGCCUACGGCUCCAAAAAGGAUGACUAUGAGUACACGCUGUCAGAGUACCUGAGGAUGAGCGGCAUCUACUGGGGUCUGACGGUGAUGGACCUGAUGGGGCAGCUGCCCCGGAUGAACCGGCAGGAGAUCAUAGACUUCAUUAAAGCCUGUCAGCACGAGUGUGGAGGCAUCAGCGCCAGCAUCGGACACGACCCCCACCUACUCUACACCCUCAGCGCCGUCCAGAUCCUGUGCUUGUAUGACAAUGUAGAUGCACUUGAUGUGGACAAAGUGGUGGAAUACAUCAAAGGGCUGCAGCAGGAAGACGGCUCAUUUGCAGGGGACAAAUGGGGAGAAAUAGACACAAGAUUUUCCUUCUGUGCUGUUGCCACACUUGCAUUACUGGGCAAGAUGGACACAAUAAAUGUUGACAAAGCUGUAGAGUUCGUCUUGUCCUGUAUGAACUUUGACGGAGGUUUUGGCUGCAGACCUGGUUCAGAGUCUCAUGCUGGUCAGAUUUACUGCUGCUCUGGCUUCCUGUCGCUCACCGGUCAGCUGCACCAGGUGAACGCUGACCUUCUGGGCUGGUGGCUCUGCGAGAGGCAGCUGCCGUCCGGAGGCCUCAAUGGACGACCGGAGAAGCUUCCAGAUGUGUGCUACUCGUGGUGGGUUUUGGCAUCGCUGAAAAUCAUUGGUCGGAUCCACUGGAUCGACAAGGCCAAGCUGCGAUCGUUUAUACUGGCCUGUCAAGACGAGGAGACUGGAGGUUUUGCUGACAGACCGGGAGACAUGGUGGAUCCUUUCCACACUCUGUUCGGAGUUGCAGGUCUCUCCCUUCUCGGAGAUGAACAGAUCAAGCCAGUGAAUCCUGUUCUGUGCAUGCCUGAGGAUGUCCUGCAGAGGAUCAACCUGCAGCCUGACCUCCUCAGCUAGCCUUCUGACACCAUCAUCCCACCACACUCACACACACCUGCCCUGCUUAACAACCCAACUACCAUGGCUGUGUGUCGGGAGCAAAGAGAGGACCACCACACAUCGUAGUGUUAGCUGAAGUCUACAGACACAUUUUAGAUGCAGGUUUCAGUCUAUGCUCACUAAGGACAAAAAGAGUUGCGCAGUUCUGACUCGAUUCCUCUGAGUCUGUCUUUACACCCUCAACCAUUAUGUUAUCAAGGUACUUUUGUUGAUUUUACUGCAAGAGAAGAGUUUGGGAAAGAGAUGCUUUGAAGUGUGAUCGUCGUUGCUAAAGCCCAGAAAUCAUUGAGCAACAUUCCUUAGCAUGUUGACUUACUCACCAUGUCGGUUUGUCUGAUGGAAAACAUGGGACAAACUGUUGUGGAAGUCAGUUUUUUACAUCUUUCUUGCUCCCAUCACCCUGUGAGGAAGCUUUUUUUCAUGUACUUUACCUGAAUGAUAAAGGAAUAUUCAAUUUAAUUUGACAGAUUUGUGCAUCUGAAACAGAUUGUGUGGAACAGACAAGAAUGAGAACGUUUGCUCUGUGAUUUAAUUUUGUUUUUGGGGCUUAAGACACUUGACUGCUUUGUUGUUGGAGAGUUCUGCCUUUUUUUAUGCACUUACUGUUUUAAAUGAAAUAACUUCCGUGUUUGAAAAGUGACAGCAUGUAAAGGGCAAAGUAUCCUCGUCCUGUUAUAAACUUGACCAAUCAUUCUACUACCGGGUUAAUAGGUCUCACAACUGGACAUGCGACACAUGACUUGUUGCAAACAAAAGAUAGUUUCAUUAAAAUAACUUCAAUUUACAGUAAAGAAAAUGUUUUUGCAUGAAUUGGAGCAUGGGGCAGUGUUUUUGUUUGACACCAAGAGGUAAAACACAUGGUCGUUGUCUCUUGCCAAUCCUCAGUCUCAGCUACACUAUUUAUUUAAAUCCAUGUUACUCAUCACAGCUUUGUUAUGCAGCUGUGGACAGAGGGUUUAGAUUUGCACCCAAACUGUGUGCAAAAUUGAGAAAAUUUCAAGUCUUAGGCUUUGAUGUGUCUUUUUAUGUGUACUAAUUUGGUUAAAACUUUUUUUUUCUUUCAGGAAAAAAAAAUCUUUAUAUUGCUGCACUCUUGUCUUACUGAAUGCACAUUGUAUUUUGUUUGAUAACUGUUCAGUGUUGACAUUGUUACAGAAGGUAAAUAAAUCACAUUUACGUUAUGUUGAAUUUUUUAGUUUGUUAACGUAUUAAUUGACAUUGUUAUGCAAAUUAAUUGUAAGUCAUUACUAAACAUUGCACAGUUCUCAAGUAAUUGUGCCUCUUAAAGGUGAUUAAAAUCUGAAAAACAACUCAAAACCUUAACAACUUGUUAAACUACUAGGUCCCAUUGUUGUGUUGUGGGGGCAGCUCUAAUCCAAAAAGCUGAUUACUGUUGCACAACUUAAUGUGUGUAUAUUAAUGUAACUUAUUUGUAAUCUUUGAUUGGCAAUAAAUGUAUGAUUUCCCCCUCAA
Perca fluviatilis (European perch) is the source of this 2601-nucleotide messenger RNA. RefSeq names its product Rab geranylgeranyltransferase subunit beta (gene rabggtb). Gene Ontology annotation, cellular component: Rab-protein geranylgeranyltransferase complex. The record is from RefSeq and is a predicted model, not a curated record. NCBI's taxonomy places the organism in Eukaryota, Metazoa, Chordata, Actinopteri, Perciformes, Percidae. Gene Ontology annotation, molecular function: Rab geranylgeranyltransferase activity. Bases 91 to 1086 code for a protein of 331 amino acids. Gene Ontology annotation, biological process: protein geranylgeranylation. The transcript has 9 exons.